Molecule: messenger RNA, 1659 nt
Organism: Pistacia vera
Lineage: Eukaryota; Viridiplantae; Streptophyta; Magnoliopsida; Sapindales; Anacardiaceae
Exons: 7
Coding region: 155-1492 (445 amino acids)
Molecular function (GO): DNA-binding transcription factor activity; DNA binding
Source: RefSeq, a predicted model, not a curated record
GUGUGAGUGUGUCUGUCUGUCUCUCUUUGCAUGCUCAAUUCGACUAUUGUUCACUUUUGGAUCCAUGAUACGGCGCUCUUCCAUUCUUUAAUGGUGAACUAGUCGAGACCAACAAGCAUAGAAGACUAUGGUGUGAGUUAAGAAGAUAAGAUCAAUGGAAAAAAUGGCCGAGUUUUCUGAUGAAAAUAAGAGCAGUGAAAAUGAAAUUCAGGCCCAGACAUCUUCUUUAACCAGUUCACAUAAGUGUUCAUCCCUUGACUUGAACGAAGAGGCAAUUAUGGAUGAGAAUGAUAGCACCACUAAUGUACCACACAAUGAUUUUGCUACUACAAGUCAUACCGACACUUCUAAUAUGGAAGGAAAAGAACGAACUACUACUAUGGUUAGACAAUAUGUUCGAUCAAAAAUGCCUAGACUCCGCUGGACGCCUGAUCUCCAUCUAGCUUUUGUACAUGCUGUUGAAAGGCUUGGAGGGCAAGAAAGAGCAACUCCCAAAUUAGUUCUUCAGAUGAUGAACGUAAAAGGACUUAGCAUUGCUCAUGUAAAGAGUCACUUGCAGAUGUAUCGAAGUAAGAAGUUGGAUGAGUCUGGCCUAGUUGUAUCUCAAACAAAUAGAACGAUCCAAGGAAGACAUCACAUUCUGGAAUUGUGCCAUAGGUUCGAUGGUCAUGGGCAUUAUAGAAUGGACAACAGAAGCAUCGUUUCGUCCCCACUACUUAAACUACCGUAUCAUGAUUUCAAGACGAACUCUUCAAGAUAUCAACCGUGGGCUUUAAAUGAUCAUUUCUCUAGAUCUGCACGGUGGAGCAAGGAUUUAAGUGCUGACAAGAGCCAGGUCGAUCCAACUAUCUUUCAAAAUGGAAACAAGUUGGCAAAUUCACAUCUAUUUGAUGUAAAGGAGGCAAUAACAAGAAAUACUAGUGGACCAAUCAGACCCAGUAGAUUUCUUGAAGACAAAAGAUGGCCUCCUCGUGAAACAUUCGAGAAUCAAGAGCAGGGUAGAUUCAUUUGCUCUUGGGAUGAUAACUCUGCUGUGAAAUCUUCGCCGGAUAAUUGGAUGGCCAAAUCCAUCAAUAUCGACGGCCAAUUUCAACAGAAUAAAUGUAGUUCUAUGUUCACGUCCACUGGCUACGACUCCAAGUUUGAGAAGACUUCUCCUCCGCUUGAGGAACCUUCGAAAAUGCAAGCUCAAAGGUUACAAAAAGAACAGGCGCAAUGCAUAAAUGAGAAAUUGCUGUACGCUGAAGAAAGAGCUGAGAAUGAGAGGUUUAAAGAGAAAUGUUCAACCGACUUACAGUUGAGUUUAUGCCCCAAAAUGGAUAAUGGGGAAACUAAGAUGAAUAAUCAUCACCAGCAAAGCUCAAAAGAUAUCAACACAAUACUUUCUCUUGCUGUGUCAUCCUCUUGGUCGAGUCAACAAGCUUUAAAUUGCGUAAAACGUAAAGAUUUUACCCAAACUGAGGUCUGGGAUUUAACAAAAGAAUUGCAGUAAUUAGGGUAGAUUUGAGACGAGUACUUAGGAUCUGACCAUGUCAAUUUGAGCAUAGGAGUGAGAUCUUUUAAGUACUUGUCUUCAAGUUUAUAUGGAUAAUUAGAUUUGAAGAUUAUGAAUUAAUAUCCCUUAGUAGUUAUAUUGUUCAUUUGAAUUGAUGGUGAACG